Molecule: messenger RNA, 1278 nt
Organism: Morchella sextelata
Lineage: Eukaryota; Fungi; Ascomycota; Pezizomycetes; Pezizales; Morchellaceae
Exons: 2
Coding region: 1-1278 (425 amino acids)
Source: RefSeq, a predicted model, not a curated record
AUGACAAGCAACAUGGUUUCCGCCGUGGCCGGAGAGGCAAAAAACCAGCCCAGAACGCAACAACUCAAGAGGGAUUUUCGAACUCUAGGGUGUGUACUUACCCUUCCAAGUUAUACUGCAUUUCUUUUCGUCUCGCAAUAUUUGUUCGAUAAAGCCGUUAUGAAGUGGCUAGCCAUGCAUGGAAAGUACAUGCAGUCAACUAACGUGCCGCCAGGGCAAGGAACAAACCCCUCAGAAUGUUGUGCCGUUGAGGCGGGAACCCCAAGUAUGGCCUUACUACUCCGUGACGGUGGUAGUUCCGCUAUGACCACCAACCUCGACUACGGGAGAUUAAAUGACGAUAGAAGACGCCUGGACUAUAGAAUUAUUAGAACUCUUAAUGUGAUAUUAAAGAGUAUGCAACAAACUCGAGACAACGUCCACAGAAGCAAAAACAUGCACCCCACUCCACCGCAACCAAUAAUUGUCGGUAUUGGGCAAGACGCGGGCAACUUUCCUCAGAUGAUGGUAGAUGUCGAGGUAAUUCUAUCGGGUUCCGGGCUCUCAAACGCCCACAAGAAGACCAUCCGGGGGAUUGCGGACCGGAGAAACCCAGAGGAAGCUAUCGAGGCAUAUCUGAAGAAGGUAGAGCGCGAUGCUACCCGAGAGGGGGAACGGGGAAACCAAAUCUGUCUCACAGAUGAAAUGGAAUGUGACGGGACCGAUGGUGGUGCGGUUAUGAACCAUCCUGCGAACGACGCCAAUGAUAAAAAGUAUGCCAAGGAUAACGAUCGCGACCUCUUCGGUCACGUUGAAAUGAAUCGUCACCGCUUUAUGUUAGGGCAUCCAGAUGGUAAGGAUGGAAAGUCAAACCAACCGGACUAUCUUCCAGGAGUUGUUGGAUCCGACGGUUCACAUGAUUUUAACAUGGAAGACGGCGGCGCACCCAUUGCACAGGAAAGCGUGGGUGCGCAAGGAAUAUCCAUUGAGAAUAUGGAUACGGCGGAACUCCACGAAGCCCAAAGAAGGAUGGAUAGACCGACUCUCUGGACCCCCGAGCAAGAGGCAAAUACCAUUCUUCAUGGAAGCCGGGAUGGAGACCAUCAAAGGCCAUCUCGUUCAGAACUCCCCAGCGUAUGGAGGGCCGUGCCAUCUGCCUCGCGCAGAGCUGAACGCAGACGUGAACGAUCAACUGCCUCUCGCAACCGUGAACGGUCACCGGCCAACCCCAGGCUUCUCGACGAUAGGAACACCAGGAAGGCGCUUCGUCUGUCAAGAUACGAGAAAUUGGGCCUCUAA